CUCUCUCUCUCUCUCUCUCCACUAAUUUAUCUCUAUAUCCAUACUACAGAUCUCUUUCCUUUUAUUCUGCCUAUGCCUUUCUGCUUCCCUGGUCAUCCCCUGUGUGCUUCUUCUGCCUGCAGAAAACCUCUUGUUUGUUAAAUUUCUCUGUGUCAAACUUGAAUUUUUGGGUAGUUAUUUGUGGCCUAACCUAAUUCUCAUGCUAAUUCUUGUGUCUUUUUUUUUUGAAUUGUUAUCUGUUCUAAAGUGGGGUGUUUUUGGGUUUUAUUUUUUCUUGAAUAAGAGAUAUAUUUACCAUCUUUUUCUUUUAUUUUGUUAAUGGUGCUAUUAUCUCUUGGCUUUUUCUCCUUUCUUUUUUAGGCCAGAACUUUUUUAAAAAACCAUUUUAGGGUUUAGGGUUUUGCUGCUCUCACCAUUAUUUUCCUAGUUUUCACAUCAAAAAGUGAAUUUUCAGCUUUUUCUUCUAAUUGGGUCUGAAAUUGACCUCCUAAAUCCGUCUUUCUUCCACUUUUAGUUCAAUUCAGAAAUGGAAUUCCGCUUCUAAAUUCUUGGUUUUCUUUGAAAUCUUCAAUUAUGUCUUCUCCUUGUUUCACUGGAGGUAGCAGAACCUAUGGUUUUGAUUUAGAAAUAGUGAAACCUCCAUCAACUUCAACCCUCUCAUCUUCUCCAUCUUCUACUGUCUCUGAAUCAAGCAAUUUCCCUCUAACUAUCUCCACAAGAAAACCUCGUACUCCUCGAAAACGUCCCAACCAAACUUACGACGAAGCAACUGCUCUCCUCUCCACUGUCUACCCAAACAUCUUCUCCACCAAGCACCUUACUAAUAAUUCUCGCAGAUCCAACAAACCUCACCAGAACACUCUUCUCCUCGACGAGUCGUCCUCAGAGUUACUAUGGCCUUUUCGAGUUCUUGACGAUUCUGUUUUUCUACCUCAUCAACCCAUCGAAAGUGGGAAACCCAGAUUCGUAAAUGAAUCCAAGGUCGCAAAUUUCAUGAUUUCUUGUGAUAAUAAGUCUUGCCUGAGGGGGAAUUCCAUGGAACUCUGUGAUGGAUAUGAGGAAGAUUUCGAUGCUGAGUCGAUCCUCGAUGAGGAAAUCGAGGAGGGAAUCGAUAGCAUAAUGGGAAAUCUAAGAGUAAGCAAUGAAAACGUCGAUGUUUGGUCUAAUAAAGAUGGGAAUCGAAUGGGAUUGCAUUUCGGCGACAAAUUCCACUUCGGCGUUGAAAAUGGAAUGAGAAAAGGAAUUAGCGCAUUGAGAAAUUGCGAUGAACGAAAUUGGUGGAUUUUUCCAAUCGUCGAUAUGCUUCAAAUUUCGCCCAGACUUAAUCACAACAACCUUAAGGUUUCAUAUUCGAAGCCAAAGGUGAAGCUGAAUUCAAAUUCCGGCGAGAAAAAGAAGAAGAAGAUGGAGAAAAAGGCUGUGGAAUUGAAGAGGAAUCCCGAAUCGGUACAGGAGAAUUCAAUUCCGCUCCCGAACUCCGGCUUGUUAUUGAAAUUAAACUACGAAGGCGUUUUGGACGCUUGGUCGGACCGCGGGUCUCCGUUUUCGGAAGAACUUCGUGGAUCCGAAGGAAACAAUAUCUCUUUAUGUUUCCCAUCUUAUUACAGUGGAACUUAGGAAAUCGGUUUCCGAUAUUCUGAAAUCCGGUUCAAAUUCACCAUGCCAUGCGCGCCUUUGCCUUUUGCUUUUUCUUCUUCUUUCUUCUUUUUAUUUAUUUAUUUCUUGCUCAAAUGCCGGGUGGAGCGAUGUUUGUCCUAAAAAUAGCACAAAUAUAAUUUGUCUCAAAAUUA
Manihot esculenta (cassava) is the source of this 1790-nucleotide messenger RNA. Its product is annotated as protein CHLOROPLAST IMPORT APPARATUS 2. The record is from RefSeq and is a predicted model, not a curated record. The coding region runs from base 574 to 1617 and encodes 347 amino acids. Gene Ontology annotation, biological process: regulation of DNA-templated transcription. NCBI's taxonomy places the organism in Eukaryota, Viridiplantae, Streptophyta, Magnoliopsida, Malpighiales, Euphorbiaceae. Gene Ontology annotation, cellular component: nucleus. The transcript has a single exon.